AUGGGGACCCAACGAGGCUUCCAUCGAGAUCAGAUCACUCCAAAUUUUUUCGAGAAGCGUCCACAGUUGCAGAAAGCUGUCGUCGGGAUGUUGACUGGAGGUAAUGGGUUCUGCACUGGAGAGAUACUCCUGCCCAUCGUGAAGAGCGCUUCAGGCCUCACUGCCCGUAGCAUUCAACAUACAGUAGCAAGACAAGCUCACCAUAAACAUGAAUCUGAUCUUCAUGACAAAUAUGGCAACAUUAUUCUGCUUGGUGGAGUUGUGUUUUGUGCCUCCAUUUGGACUUACGUUGUGACACAAACUGGGAUUGAGUGGAAUUUUUCUCCUGUUGGCCAAGUAACCCCAAAAGUAUGGAGAGCGAAAUGGAGAUGUCUUCAUCCAUGUCUUGGAAAUGUUGGGAGCAACCAUGAACUGGUCUGAUCUUUCACCGUAACACACUUCUGCCAUGCCUGUAAUGG
Molecule: messenger RNA, 458 nt
Organism: Euleptes europaea (tarantolino)
Lineage: Eukaryota; Metazoa; Chordata; Lepidosauria; Squamata; Sphaerodactylidae
Product: cytochrome c oxidase subunit 7B, mitochondrial-like
Exons: 2
Coding region: 1-420 (139 amino acids)
Biological process (GO): mitochondrial electron transport, cytochrome c to oxygen
Source: RefSeq, a predicted model, not a curated record